Molecule: messenger RNA, 4480 nt
Organism: Oncorhynchus kisutch (coho salmon)
Lineage: Eukaryota; Metazoa; Chordata; Actinopteri; Salmoniformes; Salmonidae
Gene: nrde2
Product: NRDE-2, necessary for RNA interference, domain containing
Exons: 14
Coding region: 562-4140 (1192 amino acids)
Biological process (GO): RNA processing; negative regulation of RNA catabolic process; regulatory ncRNA-mediated heterochromatin formation
Cellular component (GO): catalytic step 2 spliceosome
Molecular function (GO): protein binding
Source: RefSeq, a predicted model, not a curated record
AUGCGUCAAACAAUGGCGCCUAAUAUUACCUGAGUAGUUUAGGAAAACGGUAUGGCCGGACAGUCUACUUUGUAUCACAGAGCAUUUUGUAAUACUAUAGUUAUUGCUGUCGACAAGACGUUUCUUUCAGUCUGUCUAGUUCCUCAAAAUCAUACAUCCUGAUCUGGCAGGGGCUCGAUUGGAGUUUUUUGGGAGGAAUGGUGGGGAUCGGCGAUUGGUCACCGCAAGCAUACACGGAACUAUUUACUUUUAGUCGCGGAAUUGAAAAUGACAGGUGUAUCAAUCAGGGAAUAUACAAUUAAAAUAUUAGAAAUCCUGUGCUGAUUGAGUCUAUUUUGUGAAUUAAACUACUACAUUCAAACCAAGAUUUACUUUUAGGCAAUAAUCUCGCAGUCUGCAACAAUAUGUCCCAGGCAUAAUCACGGUUUAAUCAGUCUAUGGAAGUGUGUUUGUGUGCUCAUGCUCAAUCAUACAAUUUGCAUUCAAGAGAACAGGAUUUUAGCAGCCUAAAAUUAUGCGAUUCCUAAAAUACCUCUCCAACAAACCACAGGCGCGUUCGAGAUGACGUCACAUUCAUGCGACUGUUUACACGCAGAGGCUAUCAACAUGGCCCUAUUUCCAGCUUUUGCAGGAUUAUCAAAUACAAAAGCUGAGAUUGCACCUAAAGAACUAGAAUGGCUGAGCAAUCAAAGUUUCCGCACUGAUGACGCUCUCUCUCUUCACCAACGAGCCACUGAGAAAGCCAACGAAACACAAUCGGCAGAAACAAGACACGUUAUACCAGAGAGGGAGGAUAAGAAUGAUGUCCAAUCCAACAAGAAGAAAAAGAAGGAGAAGAAGAAGAAGAAGAAGAAAAAGAAGAAGCACAAGAAGAAGAGUGGAGAACCCUCUCCAGCAAGCAGUGGCUCAGAUUCGGAUACUAUCUACCCCAGUGACCUCCUAAAAAAGGCUGAGAGCACUCCUCCCAGUGAGAAGUUUCAGGUGGAGGGGUCUUUUGUGUGGUUGGAUGACCUACAGACCCCCACCGAUCAGCCCUUCUGCGUGGACAGGAGAGCAGACCGUGCCAACUGGGAGUACAAAUCACUUUACAGAGGAGAUAUCGCUAGGUACAAAAGGAAAGGCUCUUCCUCUCUGGGUUUGAACCUGCGGUCUCAGGCCGUGAGCUGGGCUGAGUCUGGCCCAGAGAAGAAGAGAGUGGACAGGAGACAGAGACCCAACCGCUACUUCUCCCCCACCGUCCGCCAGCUGCUGAUGUCUGAUGGCAAACCCACGCUGCCCAGACCUCCACCAGAGGACACCACAACCACCACCUUACCCUUCAUCCCUGUGCCCUCCUGUCUGGAAGGUGAGGCAGAGGGGGGUGGCUCUGCCAAAGGCCAGGGCUCCUGGGUCAACCCCCUGGGGGUGUAUGACUCCUCCACGUCCCUGUGGCUCCAGGGGAAGGGGAAGGCGGAGCAUGGCAAGGCAGAGGAACAACCUUCUACUCCCAGGGACAAUGCUGCCGUCAUGCUGGCUGAACGGGUGGAGGACUUCAAUAGGAGGCUGAGGGAAACCCCCACAGACACACACACCUGGCUUCAGUUUGUCCUCUUCCAGGACGAGGUAGCUGGGGCGCCUGGGGUGUUUGCUGACAUCUCUGAGAACGAGAGCGAGCGGCGGAAGAGGUCAGUGCGGGCCACGCUGGAGAAGAAGGUAGCCAUUUUGGAUCGAGCAGUGGAGAAUAACCCGAGCUGCGUGGAACUGAAGCUGGAGCGACUGCGGCUCUGUAGGGAGCUGUGGGAGCCGGCAGCCCUGCUGAAGGAGUGGAAAAAGCUGGUGUUCCUGCACCCCAACAGCGCCCCCCUGUGGAGGAAGUACCUGCUGUUCAUGCAGAGCCACUUCAGUACCUUCUCCGUGUCAAAGGUCAACACGGUAUACGGGAAGUGUCUGAGCACGCUGGCGGCGGUGCAGGAUGGGAGCAUGGUUUCUCACCAGAUGCUGCCGGGCACUGAUGAACACAUGCUGGCCAUCUUCCUCCAGCAGUGUCAUUUCCUCAGGCAGGCUGGUCACUCAGAGAAAGCUGUGUGUCUGUUCCAGGGCCUACUGGACUUCACCUUCUUCAAGCCAGACACUGUCAAGGACCUACCCACCAGACAACAGGUGGAGUUCUUUGAGCCAUUCUGGGACAGUGGGGAGCCCCGUGUCGGGGAGAGAGGGGCCAGUGGAUGGAGAGCCUGGAUGACCCAGCAGGAGAGAGGGGGCUGGCUCCAACCCAGUGAACAAGAUGAUGGAGAUGAAGAAGAUCAGGAGGAAUUGGAGGUGAAGGAUAAAACCUGGCCCAAGUGGAGGAUCUGGUUGGAUGUGGAGACGUCACGCGAGGCCAUCCAUUGGCUGCCAUGGAGGCCGGACAAAACCAAGGGCCAAUCGGUGGAGGACUGUGAGGACCCGGACCGACAGGUGCUGUUUGAUGACAUUGGGCCGUCUAUGAUCCGGCUGGUCCACCCAGACCUCCAGCUAUGUCUUCUUCUGUCCUUCCUGCACUUCCUGGGUCUGCCUGCUGACACUUCCUGUUACAGCACCCCCUCCUGUAGCCUGCUGCUGGAUGACCAGGCUCUACUGGGGGAUGUUCACCACCCUGACUCACCACUGACCUCUUAUGCCCUCCCUGUUCCUGGGGUCAGCCCCGUGGGUCACAUGACCUCCCUGCAGGGUGCCAGGAGGGGGGUGGGGCUGUGUAAGCCAGGGGAGGAGUUUGUAGACAACAUGUUCCAGAUGGUUCUGCCUCUGUUCUCUGCUCAGGAGAGAGCUGUCCUCUCACUACACUGGAUCCAGUAUGAGAAGCUCAAGGUGCUGAGGUGCGUGCGCGGCAGGAACAAGAAGCGUGUGAAAUCCCAGGGGAAGAGGAGCAAGCGCCUGGCCAAGCGCCUGCUGAAGGAGCCAGAGAACCGGGGCCGCCUCAGCCUGUGGAGGGAGUACGCCCACCUGGAGUGGCUGCUAGGGAAUUUGGACGAGGCCCACAAGGUGUUCGACACAGCCCUGGGACUGGGCGUGGCAGGAGGGCUGGCAGACCCUGCCCUGUGUGACCUCUGCCUGCUCUACGCCCAGCUGGAGGUGGAGGAGGCCUGGCGAAGGGAUACGGGCGGGGCAGGGACGACUGUUACGACCGCCAUGUCUUCACCAGCGGUCUAUAUCCUCACCAAGCUAGCAGAGGGUAGUUCGUAUGCCCCCUUCUUGGGACAGUUGGCUCCAGUGGCUGUGCUGAAGGCCAGGAAGGCCUAUGAGCAGGCUGUGGUGAGCUCCCUGCCUGGGCAGGAGGAGGGGGCCGCGGGGCAGGGGCAAUCCAAGUCCAGGCAGGUCAAAGGUCUGGUGGGGUGUUACGCCCUAUUCCAGUACCUGACUGUGGGGGUUGAUGCUGCUGAUGCUGUCUACAACCUGGCCAGGAAGAGGCUGGAGCAACACUCCAGUAUGUCAGCCCAGGAGUCAGCUAGCAGUGAAGUUAUGUGUGACAUACAGACACUGAGCUCUGUCUCAGAGUGUGAGGCCCUGGCUGUCCAGCAGGUGGCGCUGCUGCGCUACCACACCAGCACCAACGUGUACCCACUUAGCCAUAUCAGACUGGCGCUGACCUCGGCCCUGGCCCACUUUGCCUCCAGCACUUCUCUGUGGCAGUUGUAUGUGCAGGUGGAGAACCGCUACCAUAGCGCUGGCAGGGCUCGCCGCUUCUUCCACAGCGUGACCAAGGCUAGUGCCAGUGUCGUGCCACGCCUGUUCGCCAUCAGCGCAGAGCAGCAAAGGAAGCAACUAGUGGACUCUGUUCAGAGGUCUGAUUGCUAUGGUGACACCGUCUCCAGCCUGCCAGAGAACGGCCUGAGCAACCGUAUCCGCUCGCUGUUUGAGAAUGCCAUAGCAACAGAGCACGGGGUCCACUGUCCGUUGCUGUGGAGGAUGUACAUGAACUUCCUGGUGUCAGAGGGGAAGGUGGAAAAGGGAAGAGGUAUCUUCUACAAGGCUCUACAGGACGUCCCAUGGGCAAAGGGUUUAUACAUGGACGCUGUGCAACUCUUCCCUGAGCACGUGCAGGAGUUCCUGGACCUGAUGACCGAGAAGGAGCUCAGACUGAGGGUUCCCAUGGAGGAGGUGGACAUACUGCUGGAAGACUGAGGCUCUAAAACCCUUCCCACAGUGCACUGUGGCCUGGCUUCCUCAGACACUCCACUGUGGAUACCCGAAGUUGUGCACUGACCAAUAGAACAACCAAGUGUCCUCAUGAAGAAGACCAUUUUACUUUUCAAACAGACGUGUGAAUAAAUGAUGUUACACUUAUUAGUGUUAAUUCAAUAUUUUGAUGGAUUGCAAAUCCAUAUUUUUAUAUUUCCAGCUUUUUAUGGAUUCUUAAUCCAUAUUUUGAUUAACAUAAUAUCCUAUUUUUCUGUCAAAGAUUUGUUUAGAUUAGUUUUUUUGUGUGUUUUUUAUGGACUGAAAUAAAUGUUUUGUUUCCUAA